UAUGAUUCACGAGUCAUAUGGUGUCUCAUGUUAUUCGAAUUUAAGACACCUCUCAUUGGGACUUAAGACGAAUGCAUUGAAAUGUAUAAUUGAUGCGAACUGUAGGGUAGUCGCCGUUACGAUUGGAGCUGUAGCAUUUUUCGUUGCUAUAGUUGGACUUACUCUUUUAAUAAUGAAGAGAUGCUCACCUGGCUGUCGGUAUCUUAAAACUAACAACAGAAAUGACACUCAGAUUUUAGUUAUUGAAGGACCGGAUGGUUCUGAUGACAGUGAUUUUGACAGUCCUUAA
Messenger RNA from Dimorphilus gyrociliatus, 289 nucleotides. NCBI's taxonomy places the organism in Eukaryota, Metazoa, Annelida, Polychaeta, Dinophilidae. The record is from the annotation of a GenBank genome assembly.